AGUCUGCUCCACGGGUUUUUUUGACGUUGAAUUCCAUGGGAACAUUGGCAGCAUCUAACCCUUAAUUGAUGGAGAGCCUCCGCGAAGAAUAUAUGUCAUUCACGACUUUUCUUUCUUCUAAUACCAAAUCCCCAAAUCAAAACUACAUUUCUCUUCAACUUUCUUUCCUCAAAAUAUAACAAGAAUCCCUACUUUCCAAUUUUAUUAUGGGUGCCUUUAGUAGCAAGAAGAAGACUAGGAAUUAUAAUUAUGGGAGGAAAAAUGUGAAGAGCUUAACAGAGGAAGUGAGGCUGCUGCAAAAGGAAAUCAACCAAAUUAUGCAUGAGAAGGAGAAGGAGACUCGAGAAUACGACAGACGAGUAAUGGCACUCACGUUUAGGGAAGCAGAGUGGAAGGGAGAGAGGAAGAAGCUGAAGGAGGAGGUGAAGAGGCUAAGGAAGGCAGUGGAUGAGAAGGAAGGAAAAAUUAGGGAAUUGGAAGAGAAUUAUGGGUUGGUUGGAGGGAAGUGUGUUUCUUGUGAUAAAGGAUGGCCAUUGUUGGGGAGCAGUGGCGGCGGCGGUGGCGGCUGCAGCAGCAUCUUGGUGGAGAAAGUGAGGGAGGAGAGAGCAAGGAGAAAUGAAGCAGUGGAGAAGUGGAAGCAGCUGUACCUUGCUAUCAAGACUGAGCUUGAUGAUCUCAUUCAGAGAACUCAUGGAGAUGCACUUUAUUGGAGAGCAGAGGAAGAAGAGACGGUGGAGGAGCUAAGAAGGGAAGUGAGGAGUAAAGAAGAAACCAUAGAAGGUCUACAAGUUCGAUUAGCUUUAAUGGAGCGAGAAGAAUAUGAAAGGAAAAGAGAAAUUGACAUUCUCAGGCAAAGUUUGCGAAUCUUGAGCUGCAGCAGGAAGAAAGUAUCAAAUGUUUCCAAGUCAGGACUAGUGAAAUACACAUGACAGAUGAUCCAAUCAAGGGGAUACUGCAAAGGCAGAAAAUUUCAUGUAGGGUUUUAGUUUUAAUUAAGCUAAAAAAAUGUGAAUUUUUUUCUUUCUUUCUUAUACUCCAUCUCGAAUCUUAUAUCUUUUUAGUUAAAAGCAAAAAUUUGCUUGUUUUUAUGAAAAUUGACAUUUCUUCGAAAUAUAAGACAAGUUACGAC
Rubroshorea leprosula is the source of this 1129-nucleotide messenger RNA. Lineage: Eukaryota; Viridiplantae; Streptophyta; Magnoliopsida; Malvales; Dipterocarpaceae. The record is from the annotation of a GenBank genome assembly.